GUGCGGUCAACUUCGAAAUGUACUCGGCUUUAAUUUAGCCUCAGCUGUCCCAUUGUCGGUAGAACCGCGCAUGGAGCUAAAUGACCGUAUAACUGUUGGUUGGACAAAUGUUCAUGCAUUGCUUUGAAACGAAUAAGAGAAUGCCGACGCCUCUCGUUUCUGUGUUCAGAUUAAUAUCCAAGCGAUGGGUACAGGGCUACCGCUAUGGCUCAAAUUUCUUGAUCAGGCGUCCAAAAUCGUGACCACGUUGACUGCCGGAGUCUUUCUCUAUACCCGCUCGGCAGGUGUCGCAUAUUUCAUGACUGGCGCAGUCUUAUGUACAGCGCUUGCCAAGUCCAUAAAGAAGACAAUACGACAGGAACGCCCAUUAGUGCGCUCCGGACGCAAAGUAUCCUAUGGAAUGCCUAGCUCACAUGCGUCCGCAUGCACCUUCUUCGCCACAUAUAUUACGAUAACUUGCUUGCACCUACCUGUUCACCCUACUUUGCCUAGUUCCGCCAUGUUCGUUCCAGUGUUCGUCUUACCAUGGGGAUUCAUGAUAGUUGUGUCAAGGGUCUGGUUGGGCCAUCACACAUGGCCGCAAGUUGCGGCAGGAGCUGCCCUUGGAGCCUGCUGUGCUAGCUUUUGGUUUAAGCUAUGGAUGGAUGAUGUGGCUGGCAUCAGGACAACUGCAUGGGAAGUCGAAGCGAUGGUAAAAUCAUGGCUUGAACGAUGAUCUCAGGAGCGUGCAUAUAUCCAUUCCU
Molecule: messenger RNA, 743 nt
Organism: Suillus subalutaceus
Lineage: Eukaryota; Fungi; Basidiomycota; Agaricomycetes; Boletales; Suillaceae
Exons: 3
Coding region: 185-715 (176 amino acids)
Molecular function (GO): sphingosine-1-phosphate phosphatase activity
Source: RefSeq, a predicted model, not a curated record